This is a messenger RNA of Canis lupus familiaris (dog), 1056 nucleotides long. RefSeq names its product 60S ribosomal protein L7a-like. The transcript has 2 exons. Gene Ontology annotation, biological process: ribosome biogenesis. Gene Ontology annotation, cellular component: ribonucleoprotein complex. Lineage: Eukaryota; Metazoa; Chordata; Mammalia; Carnivora; Canidae. The record is from RefSeq and is a predicted model, not a curated record.
ACCUUACUCUAACUUUUCCUUCUUCAAUUUUAAGAGUGAGUACCUUUGUGCUUUUUUGGAAUUAAGAAACUGUAGGAAAAGUGUUUUGCUACAGGGAAGAAGGUGAAGUGGAAGAAUGUGGCCCUGGUCCCUGACAUGGUGAAGAAGCAGGAGGCCAAGAAGGUGGUCAAUCCCCUGUUCGAGAAAAGGCCUAAGAACUUUGGCAUCCAACAGGACAUCCAGCCCAAGAGGGACCUCACCCACUUUGUCAAGUGGCCAAGCUACAUCCGGCUGCAGCGGCAGAGGGCCAUCCUGUAUAAACGUCUCAAAGUGCCUCCUGCCAUUAACCAGUCCACCCAGGCCUUGGACCACCAAACAGUUAUGCAACUGCUUAAGCUGGCCUACAAGUACAGACCAGAGACAAGGCAAGAGAAGAAGCAGAAGCUGCUGGCCCUGGAGAAGAAGAAAGCUGCGGGCAAAGGGUGUGUCCCCACUAAGAGGCCACCUGUCCUUUGAGCUGGGGCUAACAGUGUCACCACCUUGGUGGAAAACAAGAAGGCUCAGCUGGUAGUGAUAGCCCAUGAUGUGAAUUCCAUUGAGCUGGUUGUCUUCCUGCCUACCCUGUGUCAUAAGAUGGGGGUUCCCUACUGCAUUAUCAAGGGGAAGGCCAGGCUGGGGCGUCAGGUCCACAGGAAGACCUGCACCACUGUUGCCUUCACACAGGUUAACUCGGAAGACAAGAGAGCUCUGGCUAAGCUGGUAGAAACCAUCAGGACCAAUUAUAAUGACAGAUACGAUGAGAUCCACCGCCACUGGGGAGGCAACGUCCUGGGUCCCAAGUCAGUGGCUCCCAUCGCCAAGCUGGAAAAAGCAAAGGCUCAAGAACUAGCUACCAAGCUGGGCUACAUGGAUGCUGUUGAAUUUUCUGUAUGUAAAAAUGACCCCGUAUUCCCAAGAAGAAAGCAUUUGAUUCAGAACACGGCCAACUACCCUCAGGGAAACAUCGUGGUGAGCUGUCAUCCUGAGGGCAAUGCACCUAUAGUGGACCAUGUUACUCUGAAGAUGAUGAUGUGUUAA